AUGGCGGACAUAACGAAUGUGGGCAGCACCCAAAACGUGCAAGUGCAGGUCAAGUCGUGUGGGCCCUUGUUCGAAGUGAAGGUCAUCAGUAUGGUCACAGGAGAGGAGAUUGGAAGAGAAAAUGGCUUCAUUACCCCCUGGUUUGGAAGAAAAGGGAAGAUAUUGUACUUGGAGUCUAUACGGAUGACCAGGCAAGCAUUUACAAUGCACAACACCUCCAUUUUCGGAAUAGGAUUGCUGGUGGGCGCACUCGCCAUUCGCCAUGGCUUCGAUUGCAAUUGUAAAACAGCAGAGGUGCUUGCCAUCAAUGAUUCACCCCUUUACCAUUCCGAAGGAUUGCCUUCGGUUUUGUCACUGCUUGUAAGACUUUACACAAGAAUGGGAGUCAAGGCAGUGCAUGAAGUUAAAGGAUCAUCUCUUGCUGACAUCAUACACAUGUUAACAUGGGGAGGAAUAGUAACACGUAUGGAUGCAGAUAUUGAGGAAUUAUUAACAAAGUGGUCAUAUAAGUUCAGGCCUCGGAUUUCAUGUAACUAA
Molecule: messenger RNA, 537 nt
Organism: Cryptomeria japonica (Japanese cedar)
Lineage: Eukaryota; Viridiplantae; Streptophyta; Pinopsida; Cupressales; Cupressaceae
Exons: 2
Coding region: 1-537 (178 amino acids)
Source: RefSeq, a predicted model, not a curated record